Messenger RNA from Truncatella angustata, 1058 nucleotides. RefSeq lists its product as uncharacterized. The coding region runs from base 308 to 1024 and encodes 238 amino acids. NCBI's taxonomy places the organism in Eukaryota, Fungi, Ascomycota, Sordariomycetes, Amphisphaeriales, Sporocadaceae. The transcript has 5 exons. The record is from RefSeq and is a predicted model, not a curated record.
UCCUGUCCCUUGUUCGGUAAACCUGUCAACAAUAACGUCAGUUGUUCCCGAACAAUGCGCCAAGCUCCAGCCUAAAAACAUUGUUAUGCUGUAACCAACCUGUCCCUGGAUAUAGCAUACAUCGUACAGCCUCGCAGCGCUGAUAGGGAAAACCUCCCCUGAAUUUGGUUUCCGCAUUCUGGGGUUGCAUGCAUGCACUCUGACUAAAUUUCAACUUAAUUUCUACCUCGCGGCCAUUUAAUUCCAAGCACCCUCCACAAUGCCACGUUUGCAGAACGACUAGUAGUACCUGUUGCUGUGUUUGGCCAUGUCUAGCGUUGACUGGCAGACGCCGUUGUCCUCGACCUUGGGGCUCGUAUUGACCUCAAUCGGGUAUUCGCUAACGGCUUUGUACUGGGCUGUCGUUUGGCUCGCACUUCAAGUCGUCGCAAAGGCGCCGGCUUACUUGUACAAGACUGUGUCUAUCGUCGCGACCCCCCUGACAUAUCCACUAUACUACAUAUGGAGGGCCGUAGCCUUCAUUCUCUCGCCGGUGUGGGCUCUAGGAAGGAUGGUAUCGGGCAUGGGAAGCUGGGUCGUAGGCGUCAUUGUUAAGUUCAAGUAUCUGUAUAUUUAUUUCUCCGUGGCGGCUUUGAUAGGUAUCUUCUCCGCCUGCAUGCUUUACGGAACAAGCAGCAUAGUCUUCUCCCUGCUCGGAAUCUCGCCAUCAUCACACCCCGCCCGUCGGCAGACGCAGGGUGGGCCGCAGUCGUCUAACAGCAGAUACGAGUUGCAAGAGCAGUCGCCAUGGGGUGAUGGAGACGAACAGGACCGAACCUCGUCAUCUUCUAGCGAUUCUGAUGACUUUCCUCCUAGACUGGGACAGCCGCAGCGCCGAAGUAACAAGCCCGUCUUGACAAACAGAGAGUUCGAGCAGGCGUACCGGCAGGCCAAGAGUACGCGACUCAGUCCUAUUAAGCCGAGCCGGAGAUUUAGGGGGCUUCUCGCUCAAACGAUUCACGAGGAAAGUAGUGAGUCCGGCUGAUCGUAAGGCACAGGUGAGCAAAUAGAUCAUCAAG